Molecule: messenger RNA, 1400 nt
Organism: Alternaria alternata
Lineage: Eukaryota; Fungi; Ascomycota; Dothideomycetes; Pleosporales; Pleosporaceae
Product: HET-domain-containing protein
Exons: 3
Coding region: 166-1374 (402 amino acids)
Source: RefSeq, a predicted model, not a curated record
UCCCCAAUCCACAUCGAACUAAUUGAUGCCCACGUUCUCGCAAUCAUAUUUACAACGCCGCUAGAACAAAACAUAGCUUUAGCUACGAGAAAGCUGCUGCCUGGUGGCUGUGGUCUGGGUGUCACAAGUGCCAGACAUCCCCCACAUACGUUAUACAGAAUCGACAUGACAUCUGAACAUGGCGACAUACCUCGAUAUCUCCGUUACGAAGAUGGAGGUGGAGAUUUGGACAAUGGUUGGGACUAUGAGCUCGAAAGAGCUAACCAGAUACUGCACAAUCAGAUCAUCAGAAUGCAUCGAGAUAAGCUUUGCAAAGGCUGUGCUCGCUUUGACUGGUUGAGAACACACUUCUACACACGCGAUGUCCGUUGUAUGGAUGAGGAAGACAAAAGGGCGGGCCAAAAGAUCGACAACGGAUAUCAGCGAUUAUCCGAAUUUGAUUUUCGUCACCGCGAUUUUGAAAACGUCUAUGAUGACGUGAUCUGGCCUCUAUUUGAAGUUGUAGCAGGGGCACGCCGAGAGACAAAGUGGUCAGCGAAGAAUUUUAGGUUCCGCUGGCGACUUCGAAAGGACCAAAUCCACCAAUGUCAGCUCUGUAACAUAUUGUGCGAUAAGGCAGAAGCAGCAUGGGACGUUUCAACGUUUGACUACCCUAACAACUCGGCAUACAAUAGCGAUACGGCAUUUCUCGACAUUCUGCUCAAGGGCGGUCCAGUGUUCGAAGACGGUGUGAAACAUCAAUGUAUUUUCGCUUGGCCAGAGCAUAAGAAUGAUGCAAGGUGUGCAACUAACGGUAUCAAGGUUUACCUAUAUCUGUACGAACGUCCAUAUCGAGGGAUCACAACUUCAUGUUGCAUCCGCCCUUUCAUCGAAGAGAUGCUCCACCAACUCAACAAUCUACCACAUUGCUGCUUAAAUAAGAGCCGAGUAGGCACAAAUGUCAAUUUCGAUCUUGUGAUAGGAUGGCUAAAGUUGUGUAAUGAAACGCAUGAACAUAUCAUAAGCCCCAUCCACUCCAUAUCAGCGCACAAAGACCUUCGGUUCAUCGAUACCAAACGUCGAUGUGUCAUAGAGCAAGACCAGCGCGUACGCUAUGCAGCACUCAGCUAUACUUGGGGCCAGGAAGAACAAUACUGUCUGAAACGAGAGAAUGUAGAAAUCCUGAAAGAACCCGGCUCACUGGAUCGUAACAAUAUAACUAUCAGACAAGUAAUUAUUGAUGCGAUCGAGGUGUGUGUGAAGGCAGACAUCCCAUAUCUGUGGGUAGAUGCACUCUGCAUCGUCCAGGACGAUGAACAGGGCAAGAUGUUUCAGAUCCAGAAUAUGGACUCUGUCUACUCCAACGCCUACAUAACCAUCGUUCAGGCAGCAUAGAAACAAACGAAACUCGACCAAAGCCC